CCACAAUUCCCUGGUUCCGUAAACAAAUAUCGGAAGCUGUUUGAGAUGUCGUGCAUACUGUGAAUUAAAAUCUGACAAUAGAGCUAAAGUAGAACCCAGAGAGCGCUGUUGUUGUUACUUACAAUUACAUUAAGAGCGUUUAGUAAUGUUACUGAGCUAGCUGGCUAGCUUAAUAGCAUAACUGACGAUAUUUAAGGUUCCUACUGUUUCUUAAGUACACGUGAAUAUAUAUAUAUAUCUCUAUAUAUAACAAUGUCUGGACCAAAUGGAGAUCCAAACAUCUCUGCUGACGAUGGUAUUAUAAACGACGAAGAUGAUUUCGGCGAAGAAGAGUACUCUGCCAUCAACAACAUGCUAGAUCAGAUCAACUCUUACCUCGAUGACCUGGAAGAGCGUAACGACGCUCUUAAUGGCAAACUGCACGAACUGAUGGAGUCAAAUCGGCAAGCUCGACUGGAAUUCAGAGCCCAGUUGUUGGGCCCCCCAAAGGAGGAUGAUGUGGAGGAGCACUGUCCCGCAGCAGAUGGGGAGUCCUCCUCAACCAGCAAGGAGGACAUAAACGAGGAUAAAGAAGGCUUGCAAAUGAAUGACAUGAAUAUUUAGAUCAGGAGAUUAAAUUAAGGAAAAAGCCGGGAUAGAUAUAUUAUGAAUGUUGACUCAACUCCUGAAAGCUGUCAUUUGGACUAGUGACCCUUUAUCUUCAUAGUUGACGCUCACAUCAGCAGGCGUGUGCAAUAGAUUACAUCUCUUCCUUUGCAGAGCUCAUUCCGGUUUCUCCUUUGGCAAUGUGCCGAUGUUCUGGUAACUAACCUCAAACAGCUUCUCAUGCAAGCUGGAUGUUACAUCAACUUCUUUAAUUUCACUGCAGACUUUAUAAAUCUAAAGCCAGAUGUGCCGCAUUGUAUUGGGAAGAAAAGGCUCUGUAGAGAUUUGUACAGAAUUAUGUGGGAGGUCACAACGCCAAGUCCUAAAGCAAGAAAACGACUAAAUAUAUAUUUUUAAAGUUGGUAUUAAAACAUGGUCUUUGAUAAACAAGGUUCAAACUACAGGAUCAACCUUAAAUCUUUCCAGAUUCUGGACCUAAAUAUUGUUUUGAUACAGAUUUCAUAUCAACAACUUCUCAAGCAUUUGAGUCAGUCCUUGUUAAACAGAGAAAGACUCCAAUUGAACUUCCUCAAGUGUUUCAUUGCAUUAUUAGCUUUGCAAUUCCUAUACCCUCCCAAAAAGUAAAUAGGAAGCAUUCAACACUCAUAUGUAUUAUAAUGCUUGUUGUGCAUCCUAACUGUAAACGCUGUGCUUUGUUCAGUGUCUGUUAAGUGUGAGCUGUAAAAUCAAAAAAACGAAAAGUUGGAAUUAUGAGACAUUUUUAAUAUAAAUUAAGAUGACUCCCAAACAGAAAACAAACAUCCAAAAAUACAAUAAACUUCCAGCAGUUAGAAAACAUCACCAGUUUGUUCAUCUCAAUUUGUCAGUAGCUGAAUAAAAAUACAAUAAGAAACGUA
Molecule: messenger RNA, 1502 nt
Organism: Oreochromis aureus
Lineage: Eukaryota; Metazoa; Chordata; Actinopteri; Cichliformes; Cichlidae
Gene: bbln
Product: bublin coiled coil protein
Exons: 2
Coding region: 253-603 (116 amino acids)
Source: RefSeq, a predicted model, not a curated record